AGCCCUAUUAGUUACCAAGCAACAAUGCCACCAGGCUCCGCGGCGCUGGGAAACUCGGGUGCUUGUGAUCUCUUUGGUUCCCACUUACACCAGCCUUCCCGAGCCCGCGUAGGCGAUUGCGACCCGGCCCCGCCCCCUGGGCCCUGCAGGCUCCCGAUUGGUGGAUGAUUCUCUCCAGACAUCUGAAGAGCUACCAUGUCUGGGGCAUCUGUCUCAGAACAGAACAAUAACAGCUAUGAAACCAAAACCUCAAAUCUUCGAAUGUCAGAGAAGAAAUGUUCAUGGGCCUCCUACAUGACCAACUCCCCGACUCUCAUCGUUAUGAUUGGUUUGCCAGCCCGGGGUAAAACCUACGUGUCUAAGAAACUAACACGCUACCUCAACUGGAUUGGAGUGCCCACCAAAGUGUUUAAUCUUGGGGUGUAUCGGCGUGAAGCAGUCAAGUCCUAUAAGUCCUACGACUUCUUUCGGCAUGACAAUGAGGAGGCCAUGAAGAUCCGCAAACAGUGUGCUCUGGUGGCGCUGGAAGAUGUUAAGGCAUAUCUCACUGAGGAGAAUGGUCAGAUUGCGGUGUUUGAUGCCACCAAUACAACCCGGGAGAGGAGGGACAUGAUUUUGAACUUUGCUGAACAGAAUUCCUUCAAGGUAUUCUUUGUGGAGUCUGUCUGUGAUGAUCCUGAUGUCAUUGCUGCCAAUAUUCUGGAGGUUAAGGUGUCGAGCCCUGACUACCCUGAAAGGAACAGAGAGAAUGUGAUGGAGGACUUCCUGAAAAGAAUUGAGUGCUACAAAGUUACCUACCGACCCCUUGACCCAGACAACUAUGACAAGGAUCUUUCUUUCAUCAAGGUGAUAAAUGUGGGCCAGCGAUUUUUAGUCAACAGAGUCCAGGACUACAUCCAGAGCAAGAUAGUCUACUACCUCAUGAAUAUCCAUGUCCAGCCUCGCACCAUUUACCUUUGCCGCCAUGGAGAAAGCGAGUUCAAUCUCUUGGGGAAGAUUGGGGGUGACUCUGGCCUCUCCGUGAGGGGAAAGCAGUUUGCCCAAGCUCUAAGGAAGUUUUUGGAGGAACAGGAGAUAACAGACCUCAAAGUGUGGACAAGCCAGUUGAAGAGGACCAUACAGACUGCUGAGUCUCUCGGGGUGCCCUAUGAGCAGUGGAAGAUUCUGAAUGAGAUUGAUGCUGGCGUGUGUGAAGAAAUGACCUAUGCCGAGAUUGAGAAGCGGUACCCAGAAGAGUUUGCACUUCGAGAUCAAGAGAAGUAUCUGUAUCGAUAUCCUGGUGGGGAGUCAUACCAGGACCUGGUGCAGCGGCUGGAGCCUGUCAUCAUGGAGCUGGAACGUCAGGGCAAUGUCCUCGUCAUCUCCCACCAGGCUGUCAUGCGCUGCCUCCUGGCCUACUUCUUGGAUAAGGGCGCAGAUGAGCUACCAUACUUGAGAUGCCCUCUCCAUACCAUCUUCAAACUUACUCCUGUGGCCUACGGGUGCAAAGUGGAAACAAUUAAACUUAACGUGGAGGCUGUGAACACGCAUCGUGAUAAGCCAACUAACAACUUCCCCAAGAACCAAACCCCUGUAAGGAUGCGAAGGAACAGCUUUACGCCUCUGUCCAGUUCGAAUACAAUAAGGCGUCCAAGAAAUUACAGUGUUGGGAGCCGGCCCCUCAAGCCCCUCAGCCCUCUCCGUGCCCAGGACUUGCAAGAAGGGGCCGACUAGCCGAAGACCCAAGUCAGCAUUCCGGUGGUGUAACCGUGUGUUUCCCUCCAGCCCUGGCCUCCUACCUUUGCCACUAAUCACCAAGGAGUCAUUUAACUUCCUCCCUCCACCCCCACCCUGACACUUCACCAUGAAUCUUAACACAGAACACGAGGUUACAUGUUUAUAGGACAACUUUAGCUGUUCUCCAGUUUGAAGCAUCUUUCCACCCAGGGACAAGUUAGCAAAUUGAGUCUUUUAGGACAGAUUCUCAGAUGGGAUGGUCUGGAGGAGGGAGGAAAAAGAUACCCUCCCUUGGGGCUGAGCAUGCCCCACACUCUUGGUUAUUCUCUCUGUUCUCUGGUGUCUUACUUCACUAAUGUCCUCGUGUUGGUGAAGUGUUGGGGGAUGGGGGGUGGGUGAGCAGUGGGGGGACAAAAAGUCUAUUUGUCCUUCACUUUCGUCUCUUCAUUUUGUGUUUUCCUCACAGUCCUUACUUGACUGCUUUCUUUCCCCACUUUCAUGUCCCCUCUGGAUUGUCCGGUGUAAUCCAUGACAUUGUGGUGUCUGUCUAGGAAGGAAGGGGUGAUUGGCAAGAGACAAGUCUGACCCAGUUGAUGCUUUCUGCAGUGGGUCUAAAUGGAUCGGGACUGGAGGAGUCUUUCCUUUCCUUUCUCCCUUUCUCUCCAGCUAGGUCCUGCAAGGGCCAGCCUAGGCUACAGAACAUCCACAGAAUAUUCUGGAGCUUGCAAGUGGACAUAGGGUGAGAGUUGUUGCCUCCUUUCAUGAGAAACAGUUCUAAGCCUUUGAUGCCCUGGGGGAAUCUGGCUCUCAGCAUGUGGGAAAUGUCUUGGUUUUUAUUUUUAACUUAGUCAGGCCUGGGUCUUUGAGGUCCGCAGAGUGGGGUUUAGGAGAGUAGGGUGGGCUCUAGCUCUUACAGGACUCUUGGUGAGCAGUCAUAUCUUUUCUCCCAUGGCUCCCAGGUUCUUUGCCAAUCACAGCAACUUUUCCUGCCAAUCCAGUAUCCUCUGGGGCUGUUUAGAAGGGCGGUUAGAUUCAGGAGUCACCACUGAUGUUUGAAUUGCUCAAGGCAAGAGGCAGAGAAGAGUUCACUAAAACUGCUUAUUUUUGAAUACUUUCAGCACACUCUCCUUUAGAAGAAAUAAACAUCAAAACAAAAUAGUUUUUACAUGAGUAUUUUUUCCCCCAAAUGUGGAAAAGCUUGAUGAUGAAUUUAAUCUCUCUCAUUGAGUAUUCUUCUGUUCAUAAGGAGAAACUAUCUCAUCUUGAUGUCCAGAGAAGUCCUUGGAACCCUGUGGGAUGUAGCUCUUAACUGUUUGUAUUUCUCUAUUCAUUUCUGUCAUUUCAUUUUCUUUGUAGGCUUAAACAUAAAAUCUUCAGGGAAGAAAUUCUUAGCCCCUUGAUGACCUUGAUGGCUUAUCCUCUUUCCCAAUUUUGCCUGCAAAAUGUACAACUAUAUGUAUGUUUUUCUGAGAGGCAAGUUUAGGGUUCUUACGGGAUUUUAAAAAGAGAUAGGUGACUCCCCACCUUAAAGUUAUCAGCUUGUGUUUUAGAGGUAACCAGUGGGAAGAAGUUAGCUGUUUUCCAAGGGUGUUUUCAUUUGGUAAUGGAAGACUUUUUGCUGUGGUUCUCAUCCAGGAGUUUUCCUUAGAAUCUCCUUUAGAAUUGUUGAAUCAUAAACAUGUCUGUGUCUACCUUUUGCUUAAUACUGACUCAGAAUCUCUGGGGUCUGGGUCUGAACUUGCAUGUAUUUAAAGUAGCUUCCCGGAUGAUUCUGAUUCAUAGCCUGGGUUAAGAACUCCACCUUAGAAAGUUAGGUGGAAAAAUACUGGGAUAGUAGUUCCUCAGACAAAAGCGUCAGCCUAGGAAUUCUGAAUUCCUCAUCAUCCUGAAAGGACAGUUCUUUGGGUUUGAUGUUUGAGCAGAUCAUAAUGUUAAAUGAUAUAACCCCCUGGAAGGCAGGCUGCUGUGUUUGAGGGUUAUUCUAGGUUCUAGUCUCAUCUUUAACCCUUUACAUUGCUGAGUGAUGUGGAACAGAUCACUGAAUUAAAUAAUUGCCUCUGGAUUUUAAGCACCCUGGAGAGAGGUACAGACCCUGCAGGAUGAUAAAGGUUGUCUUCACUGGCAACUGACUCCUGACCCCGAGUCCUUUACUCAUGUGUCCCAAGUAGGACACCACAGCCAGCUUCUAAAGGCUGCUUACGUAGAUUCUUCUCAAAAUUGUGUCCAAUAUGUUAAGUAACCUGCUAUUCUUGUUUAGUGGUUAUAUAACAUGUACUUAGUGUCUUUGUGGGGCUUUGGGCCAGUGCGGGCAGGGAUAGGGGAAAGAUACAUAGAAGUAGAAGCAAAGGUCCUUGCCCAGAGGAAGGUUAUUUUAAGAGACAGGAUAUGUAAUUUAUAACAAAUGGACAUUUGCAAUACAGCAACACUCUGAGUCUAGAAGUGUUCACCAUCACAUCGCUUCUCCUGACUUUUCUGUUGUCCUGUGGCUAUGAGACUACAAGGAUUAGGGGAUGGGGAUGCCCCCACCACCACCAACGUGAGAAUGAGAUAUGGUUGGGGAGGCAUGUUAGGCACUUUUACAAGAUUGCAUUGUCUAUAUUUGCUUGGAUGCUGGCAUCUGUAGCCCAAAUGGGCAUUCAGCCUUUCUUCUGCUGUGAGGUGAGAGUAAUUCAGAACUAAUGAAUGAGAGGAGGGAGCACUUUGAUCCACAGACUUUGGAUUAACACUGUACCUACUUCUAGCAAGAGGGGACUUCUCUAACAAGCUAGCAUUGUGUUAACCUGUCAUUAACCCCAGCGUUACAGACAGGUCAUGGGAUGUUCACUGUGGCUCUCAGCCUGCCGCUAUUUCCCCACUCUCCCCCGUGCUAGUUUGCUUUCUCCAGAAGAGGAGCUGAGGUGGUCUUAUCCUCAGACAGGACAUGAGAAAUUGGAAUUUGAAAAGCAAGGGCUUCAGCAUCCUUUAGUUUCUAAAGCAAGAUCCAGAAAAGGAUUUAAAAGACUUUAAAGAAUCCAGAAAAGGAUUUCAAAGACUUUAGUUUCAGAAAAGUCCAGCAGGAAGAAGCCAGGAGAAUGUAGAAUGGAAAAGAGCUCUUACUCCAAAUUUUAGAGAAGUUUCAUCUCUACUUCUCAUCUUUUCUCUCCUGGUUUUCUUACUUGAAUGCAUAUUGGUAGUCUGUAUACAUUACUAUGAUUAUGUCUGUCACAAGUCCUACAAAAUAAAAAUGGACUUAAAGUACUCUCUGCUGAGGCUGUAAGUUUUGUUUUGUGAGAAAUAGGUAAAGACAUUAGCAUUUAAUCUACUGGAAGAAGCCAGUUGCUGUGGCUUAUACCUGUAAUCCCAGAUACUUGGGAGGCCGAGGCCGGAGGAUCACUUGAGACCAGCCUGGGCAAAAUAGUGAGACUUCACCUCUAAAAAAAAUUUUUUUUUUUUAAUUUACUUGUCUAAAGUGGGGAAAGGGAAAUUAUUCUGUUUUCUUAUUCUUGCUUCAAGUCUAUGACAGAUUUGAAAGAGAAUUCUAAAGCAGAUUUAGAGAGCCUGCUUCUCUUCUUAUCUCCUAAUCCCUAAAUUGGAAUUUAGCUCUUAUCUGUAUUGUUGUUGUGUUUUGGUAAAGGGAUGAUUUUACAUUGAGUUGUAAAGUAGAAUAAGCCAAGCUUCUAAAAACUUGCAUGGUACUAGGGAUCUGCCCUAUAUCUUUGCCUUUGGUGUUUCGUUGUUGUUGUUGUUAUUGUUUGUUUGUUUCUGAAGAAGUUGGAGUUAAGGACACAAUAUAUUUGUACCCCUAGACUGAAUGGGUGAGUAUUCCAUAUGAGGAUCUGGGUAAUCCUCUUUGCAACCCACAUUUGGUCUUCAGAGACACUGGCAUUUUGAAGAAACAUAUGAUAUAGCUGUUUGGAAAUAAAUUCAUCUAUGUUACCUUUUUUUUUUUUUUUUUGUGAGCAGGAGAUCUUAAUUGACAGAAACUCAUUGGUGGUUGGAGUGGCCAAUGGGCAAGGGAAAAAGUAUCCGGUAAUCAGAAGAAUUGUAUCUGGGUUAUGUAAUCUUAUGCGCAUUCCAUUGUCUUUGCCAAGCUCGUAAGCCACGUUGUGUUCAUUGUCAAGAAAUUUGAUGGAUUUACCCAGCUUUUCUAGUAUGUAUUCUGACUUAUUGAAAAUAUAUAACACUUGAGUCAGGUUGCAACACUGGUGGGGUAGAAUUGACUUUCCCUGAAGGUGACACAGAUAUCAGAAGUGUGUCCAGGGAUUUAAUUUAGACCCAUACUGCCCAGGAGACUGUCUCUAGUUGGAUCUCUGUGCUAACUGACUUCAGUGUCUGUAUGCUGACUGACAGACUCUGGUAGUGUCUAUAUGUUGACCAACUGAUAGACUAGUAGGAUCUGUGUACUGACUGACUCUAGUAGGAUCUGUUUGUCACUGACAGACUAGUAGUGUCUAUGUGUUGACUGACUGACAGACUCUAGUGGUGUCCAUGCGCUGACUGAUAGACUAGUAAAAUCUGGGUGUUGCCUGACUAACGUUAUAGGGUCUGUAAGCUCACAGUCUGCCUGCUUUCUGAUUGUACCCACUGAAGUGUAUGUACAUUAUAGUAAUUCUCUAUUAAAUGUGUCUAACAAAGAAAGGAAUUAAGCACUCCACAUGUUUUCUUUAUAGGGGAGUUCUGUACACUAUGAUUUUAAAUAGACAUUUCUUAUACAGUAGUGGCCAAAUUCUCAUUAUUUUGUAAAAGAUAAAGGUUAUACAUCACUUUUAUGGUAUUUUGUGAACUCAGCUAAGGGAAUGCCUGUUUAGAGCCUGGAGUUGUUACCUUUACUUGAAGUCAUCUCAUCCAGUCCCCUGCUUUAGGGCAGAACUUCAGUUCCGCUGUUCGUUUCUGAAGCUUCUGUGUCCCCAGCUUACCCUGUUCUGGAAUGUUGUAUUCCAUUGGAUAGGGCUGCUAUUUUUAGUCAGCCAUGCAUUUGGCUUUAAAGCUUAAUCUAGUAAGUAAAAAUGAGCAGAAAAUUUGGCAUUUAAAAAUUGAUUUUAAGGGUUGGCAAAAGUAUUAUUUCCAGUAAGCCUUUCACUGGAUACCUGUGACCAAUGUUUACCUAUGCAAUGUUUUUGUAUCUGAAUUGCUUAUGUACAUUUUAUAUUAUGUUGACGUAACAAGAAGAUCAACUUACGCUGGUAUAGUGAUGCUUUUGCUAUGUGGGGCUGAGCAUCUCUGGGUUGAAUGGGAAUGGGUCAGAUUGGGAAGCCUAGGAAUAGAGUUCUACUGCAGAUUUCCUAGGCACUGCUCUAUUGAAAGUAGGAACAUAAGUCUUUAGCAACAUUCUGAUUUAAUUGGGUGACACUGAUAACAAAGUAUGCCACUCAGAUCCAUUUAAAGUGUGCAUAACUGUAUUUGAAAUGUGUUUUUGUGUGUGUGUGUGUGUGUAGAAUGGGUAAAUAAAAUUGUUGAGUAACUUGAACCUA
Piliocolobus tephrosceles (Ugandan red Colobus) is the source of this 7166-nucleotide messenger RNA. It is a transcript of the gene PFKFB2, whose product is annotated as 6-phosphofructo-2-kinase/fructose-2,6-biphosphatase 2. Bases 196 to 1713 code for a protein of 505 amino acids. The record is from RefSeq and is a predicted model, not a curated record. The transcript is spliced from 15 exons. NCBI's taxonomy places the organism in Eukaryota, Metazoa, Chordata, Mammalia, Primates, Cercopithecidae. Gene Ontology annotation, cellular component: cytosol. Gene Ontology annotation, biological process: fructose 2,6-bisphosphate metabolic process; fructose metabolic process. Gene Ontology annotation, molecular function: ATP binding; fructose-2,6-bisphosphate 2-phosphatase activity; 6-phosphofructo-2-kinase activity.